UCGAGCAACGAGACGUGGUUGUGGAUUUUACACCGCUGUUGACGCUUUAGCGCUUUAAUAACCGUCGAAUUUGUGGGCUGUUCGGUAAAAACGAUCUAUUAUGGGAAACUGUUACACGGUUGGACCGAAUGAAGUUCUCGUGGUGUCAGGGGGCUGCUGUGGUUCUGAUCAGAAGACCUACACGGUGGGCGGCUGGGCCUGGGCGUGGUGGCUUAUCACCGACAUUCAGAAACUGUCUUUGGAGGUUAUGACCAUCCUUUGUCACUGCGAGAAUAUUGAAACGUCGGAGGGUGUCCCCUUGGACGUAACAGGGGUCGCGCAGGUUAAAGUCAUGAAUGACACAGAGCUGCUGGGUUACGCCUGUGAGCAGUUUUUGGGUAAAUCGGUGCUGGAGAUAAAAGGCGUGGUCCUGCAGACUCUGGAGGGACACCUGCGCUCCAUCCUGGGCACACUGACAGUGGAGCAAAUCUACCAGGACAGGGACCAGUUUGCCAGACUGGUAAGGGAGGUGGCAGCGCCCGACGUUGGCAGAAUGGGCAUCGAGAUCCUCAGCUUUACCAUCAAGGACGUGUAUGAUAAGGUGGACUACCUUAGUUCCCUGGGAAAGACCCAGACGGCCGCGGUGAAGAGAGACGCAGACAUUGGAGUGGCAGAGGCAGAGAGAGACGCAGGCAUCAGGGAAGCUGAGUGUAAGAAACAAAUGAUGGAUGUGAAGUUUUUGGCGGACACGAAGAUGGCGGAUUCGAAACGCGAGCUGGAGAUGCAGAAGGCCUCCUUUAACCAGGAGGUCAACACAAAGAAAGCGGAGGCCCAGUUGGCCUAUGAGCUGCAGGCGGCGAAGGAGCAGCAGAAGAUCCGAUUGGAGGAGAUUGAGAUUGAGGUGGUGCAGAGGAAGAAGCAGAUCACCAUUGAGGAGAAGGAAAUCGACAGGACGGACAAAGAGCUCAUCGCCACGGUCAAACGACCCGCAGAGGCCGAGGCCUAUAAGAUGCAACAGCUGGCAGAGGGACAGAAGACUAAGAAGGUGCUGACGGCCCAGGCGGAGGCGGAGAAGAUCAAGCGGGUGGGUGAGGCGGAGGCUGGCUGUAUCGAGGCAGUGGGCAAAGCAGAGGCCGAGAAGAUGAGGCUGAAGGCAGAGGCCUACCAGCAGUACGGCGAAGCCGCCAAGACCGCCCUGGUCCUGGAGGCACUGCCCAAGAUUGCUGGCAAGGUGGCGGCUCCUUUGUCCAGGACCAAUGAGAUCGUGAUUCUGAGUGGGGAUGGGAACCGUGUGACCGGCGAGGUGAAUCGUUUAUUGGCUGAGCUGCCUGUCUCUGUGAACGCCCUCACUGGAGUCGACAUCACAAAGAUGCCGCUGCUGCAGAAGAUGGUUAAUCCCCAAGCCUGAAAGCUGCUGGAUC
Messenger RNA from Chanos chanos (milkfish), 1400 nucleotides. RefSeq names its product flotillin 2a (gene flot2a). The record is from RefSeq and is a predicted model, not a curated record. NCBI's taxonomy places the organism in Eukaryota, Metazoa, Chordata, Actinopteri, Gonorynchiformes, Chanidae. Gene Ontology annotation, biological process: protein localization to plasma membrane; regulation of myoblast differentiation. Gene Ontology annotation, molecular function: protease binding. The transcript is spliced from 11 exons. The coding region runs from base 101 to 1387 and encodes 428 amino acids. Gene Ontology annotation, cellular component: cytoplasmic vesicle; flotillin complex; plasma membrane.